GUAACGUUUCGCACAGGAAAGAGAGGCUGCGCAUUGUGCAUGCUCCUGGUGUGUGAGUAUAAAUACUCUAGUGCCGGUGGCUCUGUUGCCUGUGUGUUAUGUUCAGCAUAUGCGUCUGCAUUUGAACUCGGUUUAUCAGAUAAAAAGCGAGGCUGCAGCGUGCUCGAGCUCGCGUGUGUUGAUGAGCGCGGGUGUGUUUCGGUGUGUCGAUGUGGAUCGAGGCUAAGCGCUGGGAAUGUGAUAAAACGAUCAAGAGCUGAAGCUGUGUGUUUAAACCACAUCCAUCGAUGGACGGUCGUGACUCGACGUCCCACACCAAAGGUGUGUCAUCAGCCUCCAGCGGCCAACAGGAGGAUGGUGGGAUGUGAUUGACAGGCUGAUCCUAUGGCAGAGCAGCAGCGAGACACAGGUCCCUUAGUGUGAAUCUACCAUGGACCCUGUGCUCUGUCAGAUGCUGGUCCUGGGAAUGGCUGCAAUGAUGGCCCAUGCGUGCCCCAAAUACUGCACGUGCCAGAACCUCUCUGAGUCACUGGGGACCCUGUGCCCGGCCAAAGGCCUGCUCUUCGUGCCACCUGAUAUAGAUCGCAGCACUGUGGAGCUCCGGUUGGGGGGAAACUAUAUCCUGCAAAUCACACAACAGGACUUUGCCAACAUGACAGACUUGGUGGACCUUACGCUCUCCCGCAACACAAUAAGCUACAUUCAGCCCUUUUCCUUCGGGGACCUGGAGACCCUCCGUUCUCUACAUAUGGAUAACAACCGUUUGGUGGAGUUGGGCCCCAAUGACCUGCGAGGGCUGGUCAGUCUGCAGCAUCUCAUCCUCAAUAACAACCAGCUGGGUCGCAUCUCCGAGAAGGCGUUUGAAGACCUGGUGGCAUCGCUGGAGGAUCUGGACUUGUCCUACAACAACCUUCAGGCUCUGCCCUGGCAUUCAGUCCGGCAGAUGAUCAACCUGCACCAGCUGAGUCUGGACCACAAUUUGCUGGACUACAUCCCUGAGGGGACCUUUGUGGAUCUGGAGAGGCUGGCCCGCUUGGACCUGACCUCCAAUCGGCUCCAGAAGCUUCCGCCGGAUCCCAUCUUUGCCCGAGCACAGGAUUCUGAGGCAAUCACCACACCGUUCGCCCCUCAGCUCUCACUCAGCAUAGGAGGAAACCCGCUUCACUGCAACUGCGAGUUGCUUUGGUUCCGGCGUCUGGAGCGAGAUGAUGAUCUGGAGACUUGUGCCUCACCUCCUGGCUUGAAGGGCCGCUACUUCUGGAAUGUUCGGGAGGAUGAGUUUUUGUGUGAGCAGCCUCUGAUUACUCAGCACACCCACCGCAUGCUGGUUCUGGAGGGGCAGACCGCCAGUCUACGGUGUGAAGCCAUUGGAGAUCCCACCCCAACCAUACACUGGGUGACCCCUGACGAUCGACUGCUCGGGAACUCCUCUCGCACUGUGGUGAACCGCAACGGGACCCUGGAGAUCCUGAUCACCACUUCCAAGGACUACGGGACCUUCACUUGCAUUGCAGCCAACCUGGCUGGUGAAUCAACUGCUUCAGUGGAGCUGUCAAUUAUCCAGCUGCCCCACAUAAGCAAUGGCACAGGUCAGGCGUUGCAACCCAAGUCCCGCCUGUCGGACAUUACCGGCAGCUCCAGGACCGGUAAAGGCACUCCCAAAGGCCAGCUAGAGAAAGAAGUGGCUGUGUCUGAGGUGACCGCCGUGUCUGCCUUGGUCAGUUGGUCCGUCAGCAAGACCGCUCCCAAAGUGAAAAUGUACCAACUACAGUACAACUGCUCAGAUGAUGAAGUGCUUAUCUACAGGAUGAUUCCUCCCUCCAGUAAGGCCUUCCACAUCACCAACCUGGUCUCUGGGACUCUGUAUGACCUGUGUGUGCUGGCCGCCUGGGACGACUCGGCCACCACGCUCACUGCCACUAACGUGGUGGGCUGCAUGCAAUUCUACACCCGCAACGAGUACCCGCAGUGCCAGUCUUUGCAUGGGCAGCUGCUGGGCGGCACCAUGAUCCUGGUGGUGGGCGGCGUGAUCGUGGCCACACUGCUGGUGUUUAUCGUCAUCCUGAUGGUGCGCUACAAGGCAGGGGAUGGCAGAGGGGGCGGUGAAACCCCCGCCAGCAAGCUGAGCAACGUCAGUGAGACGUACUCUCAGACCAAUGGAGGGAGACCGGGGCAGGACGGACUGCCUCUGCUGGUGCCCAAAGUCAGCAUGCAGGAUGAAUCUGUCGAAUUCAAGUGUGGCUCGCUCCAGAACAGCAUGUCCUCUUCCUCCUCCUCUUCAGCAGAUCCCACAUCCUACAGCCCCAACAGUGCCCUCGCCAGCAUCUGGAAGUGCGCGCCUCCCAAACCCCGCACCAACUUAGACCAGCUUCUAGGGGCCUUAACGUCGCUGGAGCUUCGGGGCCAGACCAAGGAGCCACGACCGCCUGAGUGCCCAGUAAGUUCGGCUGCUGCUUCGGCCCCAGUGGGCCCGACUGACAAGGAGCCUCUGUUGGGCCGGACGCUGGACUCGCGGCUUAGCAAGCUGCUCAUGGUGCCUAUGGACUCCAAACCCAAGAGGAGCCACUCGUUCGACAUGGGCAACUUCACAGUGUCCACAGCGCAGCAGCUGUGCUCGUACCCGUGCAGGAUCAGCAGCCUCUGGACUAAACGCAGCCUGUCGGUGAACGGCAUGCUGCUGCAGUGCGACGAGGACAGGGACAGCUGCGGGAGCAAAGGCACCAUCGAGAGCUCUGAGUGGGUUAUGGAGAGUACUGUUUAGGGGCCGGGAUGUACGAGAAGAAAGACAAUAUAAACCCCAUCAUUCAUGACUCUGAAUAUGUUUCUUAUUAUUGCUAUUCGUCUUGCAUAUCCAGAACAGACGCACCAUUCAGGGGGUGAAUUCACAAAAUGGUUGCACCACUUCUAAACCUGUCAAAUCUUUCUAUUGACACUUGGUUUUUAGCAAAGUUAAAGUAGUCUCAUUGUAGCUUGCGCCUUAAACCCAAAAUAUACUAUGGUUUUUAUACACAUGUGAGGGUCGGCAUACAGUGCGGGAAGCCAAAUUUCAUUACAUGCACUGUACAUGCACCAUCCGAUUUGUUUUGCAGUAAUCAGUUGUUCCACAAGGUGGCAACACUGUCUCGGGCCAUUGUUUCACUGUAGACAACGAAACGAAAUAAACUGAACAAAAAGUCUGCAGCAACAAAGAGACGCUCACAUUGACAAGCACUUGUGAGCGAGAGGGUAUGAGAUUAUCACAGAUUUGGUUUAAAAGAGUUCAAAAAAUAUUCGUUAUCAUCCAUAAUUUCUGGGGAAAACACAUGUCGACCGCCCCCAUUUCACGCACAACAUCAAAUAGAGUAUACUUUGAAAGGCUAUGCAUUCAACUGUACGGAUAUGCUACCAUACGCAUACAAUAAGAAGUACGGUUUACUUGGAGCUUUAAGGUCCUGACACACCAACAUUGGGCCUUUGUCAGUCAGCUUAGUUUUUGUAGUGCGUUGAACUGGUGUCCGUCCGCAUUGGUGCCGUCAGUGAGAGACAGAACUCUGGUUGGCUGUUCAGCUUGGUGAAAAGAGAGUAGCCAAGAAAAAAAAACAGAAAGUGAUCAAAGCAAGCAAAGAAUGGUUUGUAGCCAGUCCUAGUUUCGGUUUCCCUUUUUGAAUGACAAAUAUAUUCCAUUGAUUCCUGCUGGUACAGUUAUUUCCUCACGCAAACACAGACUGUACCUGCUAGUUGGCCAUUGGCUAUAGUCUUUGCAGUGUGUUCAAGCCCAAUAUUUUAGCCCAGACCAACACGACAGCCAGCUUUAGUCACCACUAGUUCUUUGACGUUGAUUUGGUGUGUCACGGCCUUUACUUGAUCUGCACAAAUCCUAAACCUGCGCAGGCGACGUGCCGGUGGUUGUAAUUCAUUCCUAGUGAAUCCCCCCCAGUCUGCUGUGCUGACUCAUUGGUGUGAGACGUGUGUGUGUGUGUGUGUGUGUGUCAUCUUUAUGUCUUAUUAGUGUCUGAAUCGGACAGGUUGGAAUGAAUGGGGGAUAAACUCUUGUACUACUGCGGUUUUCCAAAGCUGGUUUGGGAACUGAAGCACAUAGACAGAGGAAAUUGUAGCAAAGUGCCAUGCCAGCAGUUUCCCUGAAGAGCAGCAUAAAGACUCUGUGAAUAUCUUCAUGUGCAACACUGUUUAUAUGUGUGAUGAAUUUUAAAAGUUAUAUAUUUUUUAUCUUGUUGGUCAAACGUGCUUCUUUCCUGAUGAAAGAGAAUUCCUGAACUUUCACAGCAUUUAUCUCACUCCCUUCAACUUCUCGUUUAAACAUUUUUGAGAAAUCAUGUGUAUGGUUUCAACGAAUCCUCAGAUAUUUGAAGCCGGCUGUUUACGUGUGAUGCUUUUCUAUAUUCCUGUAUUUACUAAGGUGAUGGAAAGACAUGAGACAUUAAUAAUGAAAAACGGCUGCGUGAAGAUACUUGAAACGUGUCUGUUGUGUUAUUUUAAGUCACUUAAUAGGAUAAACCUACUUUAUUUUGUGUGAUUUAAAACACAAGGCUAGUCCAGUGGUUCUCACACAGGGGCCCAGAGUCCACUCAGGGGCCUCCACUAACUUUCAAGGGGGCAUGGGAUGAUGUAAAAAAAAAAAAAA
Messenger RNA from Cyprinus carpio (common carp), 4621 nucleotides. RefSeq names its product leucine-rich repeat and fibronectin type-III domain-containing protein 2-like. Gene Ontology annotation, molecular function: protein binding. NCBI's taxonomy places the organism in Eukaryota, Metazoa, Chordata, Actinopteri, Cypriniformes, Cyprinidae. Gene Ontology annotation, cellular component: cell surface; postsynaptic density membrane. The record is from RefSeq and is a predicted model, not a curated record.